AUGGCUGAUCCCUUGUAUGAGCUUCUCGCUCCAUACUUCCAUUCUUCAAAGCCUGAGACUCAAGCUCCAAAGGCCAUUGACGGCACCACAGGUAAAUAUCUGAAUCGGCUGUCGACCCUACCUCUGAGCGCUCUCAGCUCUUCCGAAGAUGAUUCCCUGGCCCAGUCUUCACACACGAACCUACUAUCCCUCCAGGCCCUGUCCGCUCGUUCAAACGCAGCUAUAGUCCUCUCCGCAGACCAUCACUCGAAUCUUAGCGAAAAUCUGCCCAAAGUAGUUGAAAAAUCCGAGGUGCUGCGCCAUGAUGUACCCAAAUUGGACGAAGAGGCGGUAGGCUUCUCAGGGAAAUAUAGCAGGAGUACGGAGAAUGAGAUACUCAACAAACGAAAGAUGGCGCUGCUGAUGGCUAGAAAUGUGGAUAGGCUUUCCGACAUACUCGAUCUACCAACACUGCUCUCCUCCACUAUUUCAUUUUCGACCCUUCAAGGGGCUUCGAAUGCCAACAGCUUUGCGUCUGCAUUGGACCUGCACUCUCAUAUCAAGAGACUCCAUCUAUUUUAUCAAGACUCUCAACUCGUUGCCUUAAUUUAUCAGCAAACAGACGAGGCCAUGCAAGAAAUGACAUCCAACCUCAUAGCAAGUCUCAAGUUACAGAACAUCAAAUUGGCUGCCGGCAUGCGAACCAUCGGCUGGCUUAGAAGAAUCGUACCUGAACUAGAUGCAUCCCUAAACAACAAGGAGGGUAACCUUGGGGCCCUCUUCCUCGUGUGCCGAUUGGCAACAUUGACUUCUACCCUUGCUGCCCUAGAACCGUUGAGCGACUUAGCAGACCAAGAAACAGCCCUCCGAGAGCGCGAUGGCAAGCUCAGUAGACCCAGCACUACCAAAGACUAUUGGACUCAGGGUCAGCAAACAGAAAAGUAUCUUAAAAGAUACAUCGAGAUUUUUCGGGAACAGUCAUUUGCAAUCAUCUCGAUGUAUAGAAGCAUCUUUCCAUCAGCACAUGAAGCAGCAGCCUACAAUAGGUCGGCUCUGAAUGUUAAGACUCCGGGAUUACAGUCUAUAGAUUCAAUACGGAUGGGCAACGAAUCCCAAAUAUCAGCUUCGUUCAGUACCUUACCGUCGGCUCUUGCCACAUUUCCUAUGCAUCUUAUUGAUCUACUCUCCUCGACACUCAAGCAAUAUCUGCCCAAUCUACGCGACAAGUCGUCUCGGGAGAGCCUUCUGACUCAAGUACUCUACUGUGCGGGUAGCUUAGGCAGAUUGGGGGGCGACUUCAGCAUGCAAUUAGCCACAUUGGCUAUCGACAUUGAGGACGACGAUGAGGACGACGAUACGGAGACACAAUGGAUCACGGUCAUGAAGAAACAUCGCGAGCUCGCUAAGAAGCUCGAGAAAAUGGCUAGCGGUGCGAGUUGA
Molecule: messenger RNA, 1419 nt
Organism: Bacidia gigantensis
Lineage: Eukaryota; Fungi; Ascomycota; Lecanoromycetes; Lecanorales; Ramalinaceae
Exons: 1
Coding region: 1-1419 (472 amino acids)
Biological process (GO): intra-Golgi vesicle-mediated transport; cytoplasm to vacuole targeting by the Cvt pathway
Cellular component (GO): COG complex
Source: RefSeq, a predicted model, not a curated record